Trypanosoma theileri is the source of this 1881-nucleotide messenger RNA. RefSeq lists its product as uncharacterized. The transcript has a single exon. The coding region runs from base 1 to 1881 and encodes 626 amino acids. Gene Ontology annotation, cellular component: membrane. The record is from RefSeq and is a predicted model, not a curated record. NCBI's taxonomy places the organism in Eukaryota, Euglenozoa, Kinetoplastea, Trypanosomatida, Trypanosomatidae.
AUGCGUGAGGAAGUAAUGUUCGAGGAGGAGGUUUCCUCCAUACCAUCAUUUCAUGGUGAUACCGAAGUCACCAGUGAGGAUGUUACUCGUCCCGAAGUUGUUCAUGGUAAACCUAUCAGUGAGUUCCAUCGUUUCACUCUGCUAUUUGCAGCACUUUUCGCCGGUAUAUGUGUAUCGGCAAUGUUUGGCUUUGGUUUGGUGGGGGCCUAUAUUCGUGAGCGUCACAACUUUUCACAAAAAGAACUAACAACUAUAACUACAGUUGGUUCUAUGUUUGGACAGUUUCUACUGCCCUAUGGCGCUCUGUUUGAUUUCGCCGGACCCAAGCCAGUUUUGUGUAUAUCCGUUGUUUUCUUUUGCCUGGGUACUUUACUCAUUGCGUUUACGUUUCUUGAUCAUAUUGAGGGAACUGUUGUAAAUUACUCUGUUUUUUACGCCAUUAUGAACAUUGGAUGCACAACCUUUGAUUUGGGUUCACUUGUUACGGUGCUCACGUGGUUCCCACGUAACCGUGGACACGUUGUGGGUCUUCUAAAGACAAUGACAGGACUUGGAAGUUCUAUUCUUUCAACUAUAUAUGUGUGUUUCUUCCUGGGAAAAUACACAGAUUUUUAUUUUUUUCUGACGGCUUUUGUGUUCGUAUUUGGCGGUAUGAACCUCAUACUUCAGGAACUACCACCGUACCAUCUUGUGGGUUGGCAAAGGUGGCGCUAUUCAAAGGAAAAAAAAGAAGAAUUGGAGCGCACAGAAGAUGUUUUUUUGUUACAGAAACCUCCAAUAUAUCGCUUCUAUUACGGUUUGGUCGUGGUUUUGCUAAUUCUUGUGAUUCUCUUUUCCGUCAAUUUUGUGGUUGCUUUCGUGAACGUUAACCAAGAAACACGUAUUGCUGUCGCCGUUGUGACUAUUGUUCUUGUGGCUUCUACGGUUGGUAUCUUGAUUCCGCUACCGUUUGCAUCUUGUACGUUCAGAAAAGAGAAACUGGCACGGGAGCGCAUUACAGAGGUGGUUUCUCCGCCGUAUGUUACUUCUUUCUGGCGGAACCUUCUCACACCAGAUCUAUGGAUUCUUUUCUUCGUUGGAUUCUGUGUGGAGGGAGCAGAACUUGUGGUGAAUGAUAAUGUUCCACAGAUCUACGAGGCUAUCGCCGAGAGCUUUGAUGAGCGUCUUAACACGUUGUACGUUUCCUUGCAUGGUCUUGGCAGUGGCCUUGGGCGAAUACUAAUGAGUUUUUAUGAAGUACGUACACAACGCGGUGCUAUCAAGGAACGUACUCUUAUCACCACUUCAUAUUUCGUUGCCCCAGUACUCAUGAUAAUCGAAUACAUUCUCUUCUUGACAGUACCUCCUAAUGGUUUGGCUGUCCCAUUUUUCUUGAACGGCUUUGCGAAUGGUUGUUAUGCUGCGGCCAUAGCAUUAACAGUACGUACGCUCUACUCACGUGAUGUGGCAAAACACUACAAUCUUAUGUCUGUUGCUACUAUGCUGGCGAUUCUCAUUCUUAACCGUUUCACCUUUGGUGAGCUCUAUGAUCGGUAUGUUGAUGUGGCUACUGUGGGAGAGGGCGGUAAAUGUCAUGGACGCAUUUGCGUUCGUGACGUAUUUAUUAUUAUGCUUUCACUUACGGUUUUGGGGCUGAUACUGACUGGAUGGCUGCACAUUCGAUACCGUCGCUACGUACAGGCAAAAUUAUCGGGGGCAAUGGAGUCUUUUUCAGCGGAAGUGCCAGAAAAACAGCCAAGCAUUAAGAGCAAGAAAAGCAGUACUUUACCUGAAGACGAAUUAAGCAGUGGGAAAGCAGUGACAUCUGGAGAGGAACCACUUCAAGGAGAUAACUCCGAAGACCCAGAAAAAAGUACGUGUCCUAAUGCACUUACCCCGUAA